CAUCAACAAGAGCAGAAGCACCAACAACAGUUUCAGGACCCCUGGACCCUGCAUCCUCCACCAAAGCAAGAUGUGCCAUCAGCAGUUGAUCACCUCCUGGUUUUCCCUGGUGUUGCUGGCAUCGCCCCUCCUGGCCAUGUGGGAACUGAAAAAAAAUGUUUAUGUUGUAGAGUUGGACUGGCACGCUGAUGCUCCUGGAGAGACGGUGGUUCUUACCUGCAACACUGCUGAGGAAGAUGGCAUCACAUGGACCUCAAACCGGAGUAGUGAUGUCUUAGGCUCUGGUAAAACCCUGACCAUCCAAGUCAAAGAGUUUGGAGAUGCUGGACAAUACACUUGUCACAAAGGAGGCGAGGUUCUGAGCCAUUUGCUCCUGCUGCUCCACAAAAAGGAGGAUGAAAUUUGGUCCACUGAUAUUUUAAAGGACCAGAAAGAACCCAAAAGCAAGACCUUUGUGAAAUGUGAAGCAAAGAGCUAUUCUGGACACUUCACCUGCUGGUGGCUGACAGCAGUCAGUAGUGAUGUGACAUUCAGUGUCAAAGGCAGCAGAGGCUCCUCUGACCUCUCAGGAGUAACUUGUGGAGCAGCAACACCCUCUUCGGAGAGUGUCAGAGUGGACCACAGGGAGUAUAGGAAGUACUUGGUGGAGUGUCAGGAGGACAGCGCCUGCCCCACUGCAGAGGAGAGCCUCCCCAUUGAGGUGGUGGUGGACGCGACUCACAUGCUCAAGUAUGAAAACUACACCAGCAGCUUCUACAUCAGAGACAUCAUUAAACCAGACCCACCAAAGAACCUACAGCUGAAGCCAUUAAUGAAUUCUCAGCAGGUGGAGGUUAGCUGGGAGUAUCCUGACACCUGGAGCACUCCACAUUCCUACUUCUCCCUUACAUUCUCAGUUCAGGUCCAGGGCCAGAAAAAGAAAGGAAAGAAAGACAGACUCUUCACUGACGAGACCUCAGCCACAGUUUCAUGCCACAAGAAUGCGAAGGUGCAGGUGCAAGCCCGGGACCGCUACUACAGCUCAUCAUGGAGCGAAUGGGCCUCUGUGUCCUGCAGUUAGGUUCCAAUCCUAAGGUGAAACUUCAGAGGAAAAAUGGAAGCGAUCAGGCAAAAGAUCUUAAAGGCAUGAUGGAAGAGACCCAACAAGCACUGAUUUGUUUUUCAAGAUUUUUAGGAUAUUUGCUGUAUUUUUAUAUUUAGAACCUAAAUGCAUACUGACAUAGCGAACUAAUUUAUUUAUAGAUUUUUCAACAUUCCAAUUGCCACUGGCCUUAAUGCUAUUUAAAUAUUUAAGUAAUUUAUGUAUUUAUUAAUUUAUUGCUGUUAUUUAACAUGUAUGUGCCAAGAUGUGUUGAAUGUUUUAUAUUGUCAUGGCCUGACCUAUAUGGAUCAGUCCCUUGGAUGCAAAAUGUGAAUUGAAGUGUUAUUUAUAUUGACAACUUUUCAAGUGAAGCUUCAGGUACAUUGGUUUUAUGACAACUAGAAAGACACAGUGCUCUGAUGCCAGCACUAUUAUAUAUUUGUGAUGAAUGGGAAGACAAGAGAUAUUUACAUAAAGACAUGGACACAUGGAGCUAGGGGGCAAAGCCUGAAAAGAUCAAUAAUUGUUCCAAUGAAGACUUCUUAGAACUGGCACUGACAAGCAAUUCAGAGCCACCUGCACUUCCAAGCAAGUUUAGCCCUUCAAUGCCUGAACUUUAAAGGGACGAAUGAAUGAACAAAAGGACUGAAAUUGAAUUUCAGCUCCCGCCUCCCUGGGUAUCCCCACCCCCACCUCUCUCCAAGACACAAGGAGGGUGGCACAGAGAUAUCAUAGGCGUCUGGAAGAUAAAAAAAACUCUUAGGAUUCAAGAGGGAAAGCAGUACAAUUCUGGCAAAGGACGUAAAAUUGUCAGAAUUGCAGGUGGCCUCUUAAUAGUCACAGAUAAAGGCAGACAGAUGCAGAGGAAACAUUCUAAAAUCACUUCUGCCUCAGGAUAAGCGAGUCUGACACGUGGAUAGGACCAGAAAGUCUCACUCUCGGCAGCUGACACUUUUAAGUAAUGGAUGUGCUUUCCAUAAAGUGAUGAUGUUUGUUUUCUGUUUGUUUAUUUAUUUAUUUAUUUAUGAAUUCUGAAGCCAAACUAAUAAAAACCCUACUUUGCAAACAUAUUUUGAGCUUUCUCCGAUCACUAUGUUUCCAAGUCUCCUAGGGUGCAUCUUCCCCCUAUCC
This is a messenger RNA of Chinchilla lanigera (long-tailed chinchilla), 2212 nucleotides long. RefSeq names its product interleukin 12B (gene Il12b). The record is from RefSeq and is a predicted model, not a curated record. Gene Ontology annotation, cellular component: external side of plasma membrane; membrane. Bases 71 to 1060 code for a protein of 329 amino acids. Gene Ontology annotation, biological process: cytokine-mediated signaling pathway; immunoglobulin mediated immune response. Lineage: Eukaryota; Metazoa; Chordata; Mammalia; Rodentia; Chinchillidae. The transcript has 8 exons. Gene Ontology annotation, molecular function: protein binding; cytokine receptor activity.